Messenger RNA from Penicillium digitatum Pd1, 1134 nucleotides. RefSeq lists its product as uncharacterized. The record is from RefSeq and is a predicted model, not a curated record. NCBI's taxonomy places the organism in Eukaryota, Fungi, Ascomycota, Eurotiomycetes, Eurotiales, Aspergillaceae.
AUGAGAUACGUACUCUUUGCUUUGAGCGCAUGGGUGCCCUAUGCUAUAUUCUAUUUUGCCUCCAUAAAUGGCCUUGAUGCGCUAAGCCGCAAAUCCAUUGAAUCCGGCAAGCUCCCGAGCAUCGAUGCACCUUUGCGCACAGUCUACACGGGAGUCGAGGCAAUCGACCACGUAUUCACUCUUUUGACAACAUUUUUCUAUCCAAUGCUCGACGGCCAUAAUCCUGGUCUGCUGCUUCACAGUUUUGGAUUUAGUGGAACUUUUGGUGCAACUUGGACUCUGAUCGUCUUGGAAUCCUGGAGAAAGGGCAAUGCCGGCACAAUAGCUGCUUACCCGACGAUAUUUGGCCUCAUCGCUCAAUUGUUCACUUUUGCUUUUGGAGUCCCAUUGGCAUGUGGUCUUCAGCUGGGCUGCUCUAUUACUGCGCGCCGCCCUCACGCAGAUAACAUUCGUAUCCCACGAGCAGUUCUUGCAGCUUUUCCGUUGAUCUACAUUGUGGGAUACAUUGUGCCGACCGUGGCGAUGGGAUUGCCCGCUCCAUCUGUCAUUUCCGUGGACCUGAAGCAGAUCGCCAUUGCCAUCUGGCAACCCUGGCCAGCAUACGUGGCAAUUCUGACCUCAAUCGCUUACUUUACUCUUUCUCCUUUCUACUCAAACAACCACCGGGUAUCCAUGUCUAGCUUGCGCUGGGUCUAUGCAUUUGCGUUUGCCAAUGCAGCCUUGUCGCACAUUGUGUCAUGGGUUGUUUCCUUGGCAACCGUUGUUGUGCCAGUUCUAUUCGAAGACCAUUUCCUAGGCUCUCUUCACCCGACUUCUGUUUUCUCAUUUCCUCUUCCCUGGUCCGGGCUGACGGUUGAUAAUGUCGGUGACGGUGUCCAUAUCUUCCUCCGAUGGGACUAUAUGACUGGUUCUGCUGGUGUUUUGAUUUGGGCUAUCUCGCUGCACGUUACUGCUCACAAGCAUAUCCUCAACUAUAUCUCGUGGCCCAGUCUCCUAGUCAAGAUUGCUCUGUUGACGCUUCUUGCUGGGCCUGCAGGUACUGCGGUCGAGUUGAUCUGGGAGAGAGAUGAGCUGGUGUUUACCGAGACAGAUCGUUGCAAGCAGCAGGUUUCGAAGGCCAAAAAGUCCACCUGA